Messenger RNA from Camellia sinensis, 415 nucleotides. Lineage: Eukaryota; Viridiplantae; Streptophyta; Magnoliopsida; Ericales; Theaceae. The record is from RefSeq and is a predicted model, not a curated record.
UCUCGCUCUCUCUCUCUCUCUCUCUCUCUUUGCUAUCCCUCACAUCACACUGACCAAAAUGGGUAGAACAACCAAGUGGUUGAAGACCUUGUUUGGGAUAAAGAAAGACAAAGAACAAAAGGAGAACUCAAAUUCCGGUGAGCAGAAUGACAAGAACCGCUGGAGUCUUGGCCACUCUGGGAAAGACUCCAGUGGUUCGGGUCAGAAUCCGGAAACCAUACCACCAAACAUCAUGGAGGCGAAAAAACUGCAGAGAAAGCAUGCAAUGGAGGUUGCUGCCGCCACCUCCGCCGCAGCAGAUGCAGCCAUUGCUGCCGCCAAGGCGGUGGUGGCUGCUGUUAGGCUCACUAGUAGUCACGGCAGAGCCACCAUGUUUGGAGGUGGUAGUCGUGAAAGAUGGGCUGCCCUCAAGAUU